CUGGACUACUCCAACAAAGAAGCAGUUGGUUGUACCGAGACAUGCAACAAUCCUUCGAGAUGCGUAUCUUGAACUAAAAUAAUAUCAUAUUCAUACCAUCCCUUUUCGCAAUCUCUUAUGCAGUUGCUACACAGCAGUCCACCUCAUCGAAAUUCCAAAUGAAGGUCCUCAUCGUCGGCGCAACCGGCUCUAUCGGCAGCGUAAUCCUCCAACACGUAGUGCGCCGUCACGACGUCACGCAAGUUAUCGCAUUAACAAGGAGACUACUCUCUGAUCACGAGAUCGGUGACAAGAAAAUCAAAAACAUAGUCAUAAAAGACUUCGGCGAUCUAGCAAAAGUGCAGGAUGAAACGUGGGAAAAGAUCCAAGACGCUGACGCAUUAGUCUGGGCAAUGGGCACAUAUGACUUGAAUGAGGAAGUCAACCUGAAUUAUCCUCUGUCUUUCCAAGAAGAAUUUGCGAAGAGACUACUUGCAUUCCCGCGGAAACGAGAAGGAACGAAAGACAAGUUCAGAUUCAUUCUCCUCUCAGGCGCGUUUGUAGAACCGGAUCAGUCCCGUCGACUGUACUAUCUGUGGGACCAACGGAGAAUGAAAGGCUUGCUUCAUACGAAAACGAUCGAAUUUGCAGAAGCGCAUCGAGAUUUUUGGGAGGCUUUUAUCAUCAGACCUGGGGGAAUACUCUCCGGUGGUGAUACUUAUCUAAACAAAGCGGUGGAAUACAUAUUUGGGAGAAGCCUUGCGAUUAGAAGCGAAGAGCUGGGAGCUUUUGUUGGAGGUCUGGUGGUGCACGGGGCGCAACAGCCUGUUAUUGAGAACCUUGAGAUAGUGGAAGGAGGUAGAAAACUACUUCAAGAGGGUAUGUGAACGGUGGAUUCGAGCACAGGUAAUUGCAAAAGCAUACCUCAGAUGUUAUUUGGCGCAAUACAUCCUCUCGACUUCAUGAUUGGGUAUCGUGUGAGUACAUAUUAACGAGAUUUAUGGAACCAGGUAUCCAUGAUGGCGACCUAUAAGGGGAAGAUGCUAGAUCUGAACUGCAAGAAGGUCACCGAUCCUGAGGAUAUCCAAGACGACGGGUCUCCUAAAUGCCUCUUGGAUGUUCAUUCGGUAAUUUGGCAUGAUAUAUUUAUCAACAUAUUGCGCAACCCCAAG
Messenger RNA from Cucurbitaria berberidis CBS 394.84, 1151 nucleotides. RefSeq lists its product as uncharacterized. NCBI's taxonomy places the organism in Eukaryota, Fungi, Ascomycota, Dothideomycetes, Pleosporales, Cucurbitariaceae. The record is from RefSeq and is a predicted model, not a curated record. The transcript has a single exon. The coding region runs from base 159 to 866 and encodes 235 amino acids.